AUGCUGGAAUUGCUAAUUCCGUCCCUCAUUGGCUCUUUGGUGGCAGUGCAGCUGACGAAUUUGCUGUGCCCAACAUGCAGAUGCCACAAUGAUGCCACAGAGCUAUCCAGUCUGAGUGCGGUCUCUUAUGAAUCUUUCUUUUCGAAGCAGGUUCUCAAGCAAACUGAGCUGGAAGUCUUUACAAAGAAGAAGCAUGAGAAUUUGACAGGCUGUAGCCAUUCAACAACCUGCUCCAUUUGCCUAAGCGACUUUGAGGAGUCAGCAAUGCUGCGACGUCUCCCUUGUGGUCAUGCUUUUCACCAGUCUUGUUCAGAGUCCUGGCUUUCUCGGGUCGGCAGUUGCCCUCUGUGCCGUGGAGAGCUUGUGGCUUCUGACACUGCAGUAUGACCGCAGGUUGACCUAGCCGGCUGCAGGGUCUACGGCCGGAUGCUCUGACGAAAGCUGAGCAGAUGUAGGAACCGGCCUGUUUCAGUAUAGCCGUCCCAAGAUCCACUCGAAUUCUCUGAAUUCAUUGAAAUGGCAAUUGUGAGUUCUUUGCGACCGUGGACGUUCUGCCAAUUUUCAAAGG
Messenger RNA from Cladocopium goreaui, 568 nucleotides. NCBI's taxonomy places the organism in Eukaryota, Dinophyceae, Suessiales, Symbiodiniaceae. The record is from the annotation of a GenBank genome assembly.